Molecule: messenger RNA, 3218 nt
Organism: Belonocnema kinseyi
Lineage: Eukaryota; Metazoa; Arthropoda; Insecta; Hymenoptera; Cynipidae
Product: nephrin-like
Exons: 14
Coding region: 6-2678 (890 amino acids)
Molecular function (GO): protein binding
Source: RefSeq, a predicted model, not a curated record
AAAAGAUGAGGUGUCUUCCGAUCGCUGUCUUCAUCGCCCUGCUCACUACUGUGAGCGCGCAAGUUUUUCGUGUUGCAGGACCACCUCUACUCUCCAGAGCCGUUCUUCAGGGAACUGCAGAACUGCCGUGCGAUAUUCGUCCACCAAAGCAAAACGACUCUGCCACUCUUGUAGUUUGGUACAAGAACGAUAUCAACCCCAUCUACAGUUUUGACAUGAGAGGAAAGCAUUCUGAGAAAAGCUCGCACUGGAAGGAUGAAUCUCUCAAAGACCGAGCGUACUUCAGAACUGCCACUGAACCUGCAUCUUUGAAUAUCAACCACGUAGAAGACAAAGACGAGGGCGAGUACAGAUGCAGAGUAGACUUCAUCAAGAGUCCUACGAGGAAUUCCAGAAUUCAACUCAGCGUCAUUGUGCCACCUCAUAAACCUAACAUCAUAGACGAAUACGGAAAAACGGUACCAACUGUCGCUGGACCUUACGAGGAGGGCGGUGAUAUGAAGCUCAAAUGUCUCGUUUCCGGUGGUCGACCACCCCCAACUGUGAGAUGGUGGAGAGGUGAAGUUCUGUUGGAUUCGAAAGAUGAAAUCGGCGAGUUUCCUGAUCUCCGUAGAAACACUCUCGUUAUCCCGAAACUCGCCAGACAAGAUUUACAUGCCGUGUUCACAUGUCAAGCUUCCAAUAAUAAUAUCAGCCAACCAGUGUCUGCCUCCAUUGCCAUCGAGAUGCACCUGCGACCGCUGAGCGUGACGAUCCUUAGCAGUGAGCACGCACCUCUCAGCGCUGACCGGAAGUACGAUAUCACCUGUAUGACAGUAGGCUCCAGACCUCCGGCUAAACUCUCCUGGUUCAUGGAUGGCAGAAAGCUCGAGAAUUACACAGAAAAGAUUGCUGAUGAUGGAAACUUAACAACCUCAAUUUUGACCUUCAAGCCAAGUUUGCUAGACCAUGAUAAGACGGUCACGUGUCGAGCUGAAAAUCCAAAAGUCCGGGGUGGAGUUGAGGAAGAUACGUGGAAACUGAGUGUUUUUUUUGUUCCUAUUUUGCACCUCGAGCUGGGAUCGAAUUUAAAUCCGGACGACAUCGAAGAAGGUGACGAUGUUUACUUCGAAUGCAAAGUUCAUGCCAAUCCUUGGGCUUACAAAGUUGUAUGGAAGCACAAUGGAAACGUGAUCCAGAAUAACGCCAAAAAUGGCGUCAUAGUGCAGCAAUACAAUUUCGUUUUGAGAAAAGUUAAUCGGUCCCAAGCAGGAAAUUACACUUGUGUCGCCAGCAACGUUGAAGGCGAUGGUUACAGCAACACCGUAGAGCUCAAAAUUAUGUAUAAGCCGAUUUGCGUACCGGACCAAAAGCGGAUUUACGGUGUAGCUCGACACGAAGACGCCAAGGUCAUUUGCAAAGUAGAAGCAUACCCACCUCCCGACAGCUUCCGGUGGGCUUUCAACAACACUGAGGAGAUGGUAGAUGUACCCCAAGCUCGAUACAAGGAUUCGACUCGUCACACCCAAAGUGUUCUCACCUACAGACCCGUCAACGAAAUGGACUAUGGCACCGUUCUUUGCUGGGCCAGCAAUACUGCGGGACAACAAAAGAACGCCUGCACAUUUCAUAUCAUUCCUGUCGGAAAGCCUGAUGCUCCACAUAACUGUACACUCACGAACCAAACAACCGUUUCACUCUCAGUCGAGUGUAUUGCCGGCUUUGAUGGCGGUCAAGUGCAAAGCUUCAUUUUGGAAGUGUACGACCAACACACUGGGGUUCUCCAAGCAAACGUCACUUCGAAAGAGAAUCCAGCAUUCACGGUCAAAGACUUGGAGCCUGGAAAAGUUCUGAACAUGUUUCUCUAUGCGGUAAAUGGCAAAGGCAGAAGUGAUCCCACACUCCUCGAGGGAUUCACCCUUAAAGUUGCUGAGAAGCAGACUGGCACACCUGUGCCCUUUGAGAUAACACCAUUACUCGGAGUCCUCAUCGGGGUCGUAACCGCGCUCUUGUUGGUCACCGUCACGAUACUAGCUGCCCUCAAAGUCAGGAGUGAGAGACGGGUUCAAAGACCCGGUGACUUGCCGCUUAAAAAAGCUACGGUGCCGAGCUCUGAGGACCUCUACGAUGCUGACGACAGAAAUCCAGACGUCGUUCCUACUAACAAAGAUUCAGAUUAUCAACUGACUGGCUCUACAGCGGGUACUCCAUUAGCGACUCAAAAUACUCCAGUUGGGCUUCCACUAACUUCACUUCCAGUCCAGCAGUCUAAUCACCUACAGAGCUUACCGACUUAUACGCACAACGAAUACAAUAAUUAUCCAACGUUACCGUUGGCUGGCGAGGUGACAUAUGCAGAGCUGUGUCUAACGCGACCUACGACGCUCUCAACGGCACCCGAAUCAAAACUAUCGAGCAUCAAUAGCAUGGCUGCACUCGGAAACCUCUCGGGCUAUGGAAGUGGCCUCGGAGUUAUCGUAGGUGGUAAGCCUUACACGAAAGAGGCGACGGUCUACGCCUGUAUAGAUCACAAUGCAAGGCCGCCCAAGAUCGACUUGGCUGGAGCACCCUUGACCGGGGGCACUCCAGUCAGAUCGAAUGUCCUCCAAGAGUCCACCAUCAUCGGGAAACAGCACCAUCCUCGAGAGGUCGUCACGGUUCGCACCCCCUUGAUUUCUACUCAGGAAAGUUGCGUAUAGGGUCGGGAUUCCGACGCGCUCAACGUCAAUGAGUACUACGUCUGAUAGCCGUGUCGCGUCGAAUCUAUUUCGCGUUUCCAAAUAGGGACCUAAGUCUAGUGUUUCUCAAAAGAGUGAACUUUCUUUUAAUGACAUUCUAUGGGUUCUCGAGACGCUAUGACGUCAUCGAGAUUACUACCUGAGCUGAUGCGAGUGAUUUCAAGUAGAUUCUGUUUAGGAAUCUUCUAAUACAAAAGUUAUGUUCAUGAAAGAAGAAUUUUGAUAAGAAGUUGCUGAUGUAUAAAUAAUAUGGAACGAUAGAUAAUUAAUCGGAAUUUCAAAAUUAAUUUUUAAAUCUUUUUCUAAAAUUUCCAAAGCUAAUCUAACUGGAUUGCUGAUAGUACAAAGCUUUUCGGAAUGUACCAGCAUUAGCCCGCCUCAUAAAAAAUUCGUAGGAUACUACGUUAGAAACGACGUGGAUUCGGACGUAAUUAACAAUGUCCUGACUUAGAAUGGUGUGUGAACAUAAUCAUGAAACUCGUAAAAAUAUACUCAUCAUCA